This is a messenger RNA of Thlaspi arvense, 1614 nucleotides long. The record is from the annotation of a GenBank genome assembly. NCBI's taxonomy places the organism in Eukaryota, Viridiplantae, Streptophyta, Magnoliopsida, Brassicales, Brassicaceae.
GCCGGACACGUAAGAAUUUCUAUCAAACUGGACGGUCACGAUCACAAAGCAGAAACCUUUCAAAUAGAUUUCGUUUCCAUAUAAAUAGGAAAAAAAGGAAGCGACCAGGACCACCGAAUAUCAUCAGAUUUCCGAUUAUUAUAAGAGAAAACGACGGAGGUUCGAUAGAUUUCGCCGCAAGCUAGAUUCGUUGGAGAUAUCACCGGAGCCGAUUACCUCGACGGAAGUGUUACCGGAGCUGAAUCUCCUCAUUUUUUCCAAGCAUGAAGAGACGAAGAGCGGCGAGGAAAUCAUCGGCGACGGUGGCUGUUAGCGAUUGGGAGGGUUUAGAUUCCGGCGAAGAGACGAGAACCGCACGGAGGUUGAUGAAGUUCGAGGAAUUGCCUGGGUAUUUGAAGGACAACGAGUUUAUUCACGACCAUUAUCGAUGCCAAUGGUCUCUCAGAGAUACUUUCCUCAGUGCUUUCUCUUGGCACAACGAGACUCUCAACAUCUGGACGCACUUGAUCGGAUUUAUGUUGUUUAUGUGGAUGACGGUGGUGAGUUCCUUGGAGACGACGGAGCUUGGUCUCGCCGGAAUAGUCAACGGCAUGGCUGGGGCGUGGAUGUACUCCUCGAGCAAUCAGACUCGGCUUCAUCAUGAUUCCAACGUGACACAACGCAUCUCCCUCCUUAACACUCAAGGAGAAGUGAACCAUCACAGCCACCAAGAAGCUGUUCCGAAAUGGCCAUGGCUGGUGUACUUGGCCGGAGCAAUGGGCUGCUUAAUCUGCAGCUCCGUUUCACACCUCCUCGCUUGCCACUCGAAACGUUUCAACCUCUUCUUCUGGCGAUUAGACUACGCAGGGAUCUCACUCAUGAUCGUCUCCUCUUUCUUCGCACCCAUCUACUACGCUUUCUCCUGCCACCCUAACUUCCGACUCCUCUACUUGUCCUCAAUCUCAUUCCUCGGUGCCCUCGCCGUCAUCACUCUCCUCUCUCCAGCUCUCUCGACGCCGCGUUUCAGACCUUUCAGGGCAACUCUUUUCCUCGCGAUGGGAUUCUCCAGCGUGAUUCCAGCUUCUCAUGUGCUCUGCCUUUACUGGGGUCAUCCUAACGUGUUCAUCGCACUCGGCUGCGAGCUAGCCACCGGAGUCUCUUACGCGUUAGGAGCAGCGUUUUAUGUGAGCCGUGUCCCUGAGAGGUGGAAGCCUGGAGCGUUUGAUAUCGCGGGUCAUAGCCAUCAGAUAUUCCACGUGUUUGUAGUUUUGGGUGCUCUUGUUCACUGUGUUGCCACUCUUCUCAUUGUGGAUUUUCGACGAGCGUCACCUUCUUGCGGGGUUUAAGCCCAGAGGGUAAGCAAUUUGUGAUGUUAGAAAUAGAAGCAAGUGUAAUUGCGAUUGCAAGAUCUAUAAUGCUUCAUGAUUAUUAAGCAGAGUGUAUGUAACAUAGAGGACAUUUAUCACUGGAUGACUCUGUUUCUUUGGAGAUCAAACAUGUUCUUCACGAACGAUGUAGCUACAAAUCAUUUUUAUGACGAGCAUUUUUUAUAUAAUACAUACCUAUGCAACAUGGAAACUCUAAGGUAGUUUCGGAAAUAUUUAUAAAAUUUUUCAAAAUUUGUUGGAAACACGA